AUGGCGGAAAUUUCGAAAACUAUAUCCAACUUGCCUUCAGUUAUGAUAUAUGAGAUGUUGUGGUCACGAAUGGUAUUUUUACGGAAAUGGCUGAAUUCAAAGUUAAUUCAUGGAAAUCUUGAUGAAAAGCAGUUUUGUCUAAGGAAGUUCUUACAUUUGUACAAAACAUUGCUUGAUAAUGUUACAAAAGUAUAUAAUAUACUAGCUAUACAGGCACUCCUGGAGCUGGUUUACUAUUUUGUGACAUUGUUAGCUGAUGUACAUUCGGCCAUAAUGUUAGUGAUUUCGAAAGGCAUAUGGGAUAUACCCUUGUCAAUUCUCAUUAUCUCAUUGAUUAACUUUCUACUCUUGUUAAUUGGCCCAGUGUUUCUUGAGCUGACGCUGAAUGAGUACGAGAAGCUGAUGUCUUUGAUUUCCACAGAGCUGAUCCACUGCAAAGAUGAGGCCUAUCGGGAGCAGAUUCUCACCACAUUGGAGUAUUUAGAAGUCCGACCACCUCGCUACACGAUAUGGAGAAUUAUUUCUAUGGAUUUGAAACAAGUGGUAUCUGUAUUCGAUCUCCUAGUAACUUACAUUAUUAUACUGCUUUCGUUCCAACUUUAA
Messenger RNA from Pieris macdunnoughi, 603 nucleotides. Lineage: Eukaryota; Metazoa; Arthropoda; Insecta; Lepidoptera; Pieridae. The record is from the annotation of a GenBank genome assembly.